Messenger RNA from Mangifera indica (mango), 663 nucleotides. Its product is annotated as agamous-like MADS-box protein AGL61. Gene Ontology annotation, molecular function: protein dimerization activity; RNA polymerase II cis-regulatory region sequence-specific DNA binding; DNA-binding transcription factor activity, RNA polymerase II-specific. Gene Ontology annotation, biological process: regulation of transcription by RNA polymerase II. Lineage: Eukaryota; Viridiplantae; Streptophyta; Magnoliopsida; Sapindales; Anacardiaceae. The coding region runs from base 1 to 663 and encodes 220 amino acids. The transcript has a single exon. The record is from RefSeq and is a predicted model, not a curated record.
AUGGCAACCAAGAAAACCAGAGGGAGGCAAAAGAUUGAGAUGAAGAGAAUUGAAAAAGAAGAAGAUAGGUUGAUCAUUUUCUCAAAACGUAGAUCUGAUAUCUACAAAAAGACGAGCAAACUUGUAACUCUUACUGGAGCUGAAAUUGGAAUCCUAGUGUUUUCACCAUUGGGAAAGGCUUUCUCCUUUGGCCACCCGUUCUUUGAAGUUAUGGCAACCCACUUCGUGGGUAUGCAGACACUUGGAUGUGACACAAUCCAUCCCUUGUUGGAGGCUCACCGUGAAGCGAGAAUCAAUGAAUUGAGUCAGCUUCACGAGGACCUCCCUAACCAACUUGAGACUAAGAAAGAGCGAGGGAAGUUGCUAAAACAAAUGACAAAUGGGACAAAAACUAUGGGAUGGUGGGAAACUCCUACUGAUCAACUUAACGUGGAGGAGUUCCAACAAAUGUAUGUUUCUUUGGACAAGUUGCAACAAAGUUUACAAAACGAAAUCUUCAUUAAGACUGGUGGUGAUCUUGGAGCCUCUUCUUCAACAAUGGUUCCUCCAUUGAAUCCUAACCAAAUAACAAAUCUUUUUCCAACAAAUAAUAUAAAUGAAGCAGAUCAAUCUUGUAGUUCUUUUCCUCAAAGUUGUGAUAGUUUAUUGUCUAAUCAGUUCUAA